This is a messenger RNA of Trematosphaeria pertusa, 661 nucleotides long. RefSeq lists its product as uncharacterized. The transcript has a single exon. Lineage: Eukaryota; Fungi; Ascomycota; Dothideomycetes; Pleosporales; Trematosphaeriaceae. The coding region runs from base 169 to 507 and encodes 112 amino acids. Gene Ontology annotation, biological process: mitochondrial respiratory chain complex IV assembly. The record is from RefSeq and is a predicted model, not a curated record. Gene Ontology annotation, cellular component: mitochondrion; mitochondrial intermembrane space; respiratory chain complex IV.
CCAAUUCCCUCCGCGCUCAACCACGACGUCAAUUCAGAACGUACGUCUCAUAAUAGCUCCACCGUUCAGAACCUUCAGGCCUACCUGGGCCCUAUAGCGAGAACCUCCUGCUAACCGCGAGAUCAUGCAGUUCCUCGCCAUCUCCGCCUCCCGCUCCGUAUCCACAACAUGGGCUGGUUACCCUGGAGUCCGUCAGAGGCUUCGGGGCCCAAGAAGACUUCCGGUGGCGCAUUCGAAUCUCCCUCAAGAACGAACCGGGCGAAGUGCUACGAAGCCCGAGACGCUUUCUUCGAAUGUCUGGAUCGAAACAACAUUCUGGACAGCAUAAACACGAAGGACGGAAGAGCAGCGGCAUCGAAAGCGUGCGGGCAAUUCGAUCAGGAGUUCGAGAAGAACUGCGCACACAGCUGGGUAUGUCUCGACUCCCACACGCCAGACUUCAGCCCGGAUGGGAGCAGAUAUCAUGCGCGCCACAGCUAUCUUUGUGCCCGUGCAGUCAGCGGUUAAAAGACACUAGCGAGACUGACUUGCAUAUGACAGGUCGAGUAUUUCAAGAAGCAGAGGGUUGUCAAUUACCAAAAGGAACAGACGAUAAAGAAGAUCGAAGCAGAGGGCGGAGAGAUUGUCGCACCCCAGCUACCGGUUCCGAAAUGAGAGGACC